AUGUUGGGUAGUUAUGGGAGAAGUGGCGGCGGGCGUCCUGGACCGUAUUCUUUAUUGGAUGCCCCGCUAUUUGAACCUGACUUCGGUUGGGGUUACGGACGGAUGAUGGAUUACGUAAGGGGCGUAGAACCUGUCGGACGCCGCGGAAGCCUAGCCCCACUAAUUGACGAGCCGUAUUACGGGAACGUAAGAGGUGGGCAAGACAAUUAUGGAAGGGGUUACAUGUAUUCCAGUCGAUCGAUGAACGGUGCUGGACGGGGCGUUGGUCACGUGUUCUUUAUGCCACUUAAAGUGUUGAACGUACACAUUCUGUGUGAUGAAAGAGGCCGAGCACUCGGUGAAGCUGAUGUUGACUUCCCUACGCAUGAAGAUGCAUUAGAAGCAAUGAAAAAAGAUCAUGAAAAUAUUGGUAUGUUAUCUAAAGGUUGUUACUUAAACGUGACCUCAUUAUUUUUGGUCAUUGUAAGCAAAAGUGUUUAG
Molecule: messenger RNA, 480 nt
Organism: Soboliphyme baturini
Lineage: Eukaryota; Metazoa; Nematoda; Enoplea; Dioctophymatida; Soboliphymatidae
Source: the annotation of a GenBank genome assembly